CUUAGAACUACUCUGAAAUCUAGGCACACUAAUUCGCUUCAAAUGUCACUAACGGACCAAUCCAAUCCAAAAUCCAGGUGUCUGGACUCUGGCGGGAUUUUCGCCGAUUGUGGCAGACGUAGUUGACGUAGCUACUGUCGUAGUCACGUUGUGACGCCGUGUCGCGCAGUGAUGGCUUCACGCCGAUACCAACCGGGGGACCGGCUGCUAGGCAGGGAACUGGGGGACGCCCGGAAGCGAUGGGAGUCGGACGGGUAUGAAUACGACAUCUUUCCCCAACUCCCUCCGCCAGAGGCCCACCCUCCGAAGCGAUGGCGGUACCACGAGCAAGACAGUCCGUCGUUGUUGUCUGAGGCAGGCUGGGAAGCAGAAGACGCUUCGCGACGGCCUUCACAAGCCAAACAAGCAUCUUUCUGGAGCACGCCGAGCAGCCGCAAGCCCGCAACUCCGAGGGGCUCUGCUGCAAGGUCGUCCGCGGUGCAUUCUGUCCACACAGAGCGCGAGCCCUCAGAAUCUUCAAAGAGGGCAGACGUUCCCGAGGCGUCGACUUCGGGCGUCGGUCGCCGUCCCUCGACCCCGAGGAGUUUGAUGGCUUCACGCCGAUACCAACCGGGGGACCGGCUGCUAGGCAGGGAACCGGGGGACGCCCGGAAGCGAUGGGAGUCGGACGGGUAUGAAUACGACAUCUUUCCCCAACUCCCUCCGCGAGAGGCCCACCCUCCGAAGCGAUGGCGGUACCAGGAGCAAGACAGUCCGUCGUCGUUGUCUGAGGCAGGCGGGGAAGCAGAAGACGCUUCGCGAUGGCCUUCACAACCCAAACAAGCAUCUUUCUGGAGCACGCCGAGCAGCCGCAAGCUCGCAACUCCGAGGGGCUCUGCCGCAAGGUCGUCCGCGGGGCGUUCCGUCCACGCAGAGAACGAGCCCUCGGAAUCUUCAAAGAGGGCAGACGUUCCCGAGGCGUCGACCUCGGGCGUCGGUCGCCGUCCCUCGGCCUCGAGGAGUUUCGGCACGAGGUCGUCCGCAGAACGACUUCGGCAGGCAGGACGGGAACCGUCUCCACAGUCUUCUGGGGACGACGAGGGGCCCGCGGUGUCUACAUCCGGCGUCCAGCGCCGUUCCACAGUUCCCGAGGCGUCGGCUUCGGGCGCCGGUCGCCGUCUUGGGACCUUGAGGAGUUUCAGCUUGAGGUCGUCGGAGGAACAACCUCGGCAGAUGGAACGGGAGCCAUCUCCACAGUCUUCCAUGGACGACGAGGGGCCCCCAGUGUCUGCGUCCAGAGUCCAGCGCCGUUCCGCAGGGGCCAAACCCACGCCAGAAAGACGUCCGCCGACCCCGGCGCGCCAAGCUCCUGCACAGCCAUCGGCGGCGACACGCCGAGCUCCAGAGCCACCGGCACCGGAGCCUUCGGCAUCAAAGGGACCCGGCAGGAGGCGAAAGUCUACCUCUCCCAGGAGGGGCAAUGGGAGGCCGAAGCUUCGUGCCCCACCCUGGCUGAAGAACAUCCGUCACCUCCAGAGGACCACGCGGCUCCUCAUUCCGCGGCUGUCGUUUGCGCGAGUGGUGAGGGAGAUACUGCAGGGUUUGGCCCCCAGUCGCUCCGACUGCUACUACAUGCAGGGGCUCGCCUUGCAGGCGCUACAGGACGCGUCGGAGGACUUCGUGACGAACUUCCUGUCGGCGAGUUACCUGUGCUCCCUUCACGCCAAGAGAAAGACUUUGAUGAGGCCAGACAUGAUUUUCCUCCAGACCCUCCUCAAGGCCUUUGGCGCCAGCAUCGCCACAUCCUUCUGAAGCCGCCCUCUUCCUCCAGACGCGGACUGUGCUCUGUACAUAGCUUCAUUUCACCGACAUUGUAUAUAGUUUGCUUUUCAUCGUUGCAUUUCCAACACUCCGUUCGCCCCCAAGCUGACAGUGCGGUGGAAGCUUGUCGCCGCACUGUCGGCUCUGGGACGAAUGUGCGGUCGCGGGCCCAAGAGGCAGGAAAGCACCACCUUGCAGGUUCGAUCGCAUUUCAGUUUUUUGCGUCCGCAGCCAUGUGCGGACGAAUUCAUUCACUCGUCGACAAUCUCUCUCUUCCUCCUGUCUUUUUAGUGUUUUAACUGUCAACUCGUGCUUUUUGCUUUUCAACGACAAAGUUGCGUUUGCGAUGUUACCGGACACUCGACCCGCAUUCGCCAACGCGUCAGGUUCCUCUGCGGAGGACGAGCGUUCAGAAGCGUCGCCUCGCAGGUUCGAUCGCGUUCCAGUUUCUUGCGUCCACGGUUGUGUGUGGACAAAGUCGUUCACUCGUCGACAUUCUCACUCUCUUCCUCGCGCCUUUUUAGUGUUUUAACUGUCAACUCGUGCUUUUUGUUUUUCGACGACAAAAACAAAUCAUGGCACUCAAAUGCCGAGGCACAAUAUUCCUAAUUUACUAAAUCUUUAUGAAUCGAAAAACUUGGACUGGAAUAAAAUGUCAAUAGGGGAAAUCCGUUCAUUAUAUAUUAUAGGUAGUCAUGAUAACUAGUUAAAAUCUUUGUUUUCGUAUUUGAUAAUAUUGCUUUAUCUGCCAUGAAUUUUUGCGUAUUGCAUCCUCUGUGUGUGUGUGUGUGUUUUUUUUUUUCUCUUUUUGUUUUUUGUUUUUCCUGUUGUGUUUUGUCGCCGUGCACUGUAGGCGAUCAAGAGCUCGUCAAGCUGUGUAUGCAGCUUUUUCCCUUGGUCGCCGCCAUCGAGUGAGAUGGAAAUAAAAUAUAUUAUUAUUAUUAU
This is a messenger RNA of Ixodes scapularis (black-legged tick), 2745 nucleotides long. Its product is annotated as serine/arginine repetitive matrix protein 1-like. Gene Ontology annotation, cellular component: nucleosome. The coding region runs from base 172 to 1791 and encodes 539 amino acids. The record is from RefSeq and is a predicted model, not a curated record. NCBI's taxonomy places the organism in Eukaryota, Metazoa, Arthropoda, Arachnida, Ixodida, Ixodidae. The transcript has 7 exons. Gene Ontology annotation, molecular function: protein heterodimerization activity; structural constituent of chromatin; DNA binding.